AUGUCCUCGGACCUCGAUCUGGACCAGCUCUCUGAGAGCGAGAGAACUGCGCUAGAGAUGUACAUGGCCGUGACAAGUCAAGAACCCUCAGAAGCAAUCCCUCUACUGCGUCGGUCACAAUGGAACGUUCAAAUCGCUAUAUCCAAGUUCUUCGAUGGCGAAGGCCCCGAUCCGCUUGAAGAGGCGCGUUCAGCUCUUCAGACGCCGCCGCCGCAGCCGAACCGCCGAACCCAGAAUCUCAUGACAGAAGAUUUGACGGAACAGCUGUCUCGAUUCUCACAAACACGUGCUACAGACCCCGCCCCACGAGUUGACACGCAAUCUGGGGAUCAACCCGUUUACCGCCCGCCAUUCAUCCUCGCCCUACUCUUCACUCCGUUCAAUUUAGUCUACCGACUCCUGUGCAGCUCGUUCCGCCUCUUCGGCACGUUAUUCCCAUUCCUGCCACGCUUAUUCAAUGCCACUGCGAACCCCGCACUGCAAGGUGCCCGCCGUAAUACCACUGGCCGCCGGACUCUGGCCCCCAAAGAUACAGCCGCUCGAUUCAUUCGCGAAUUCGAAGAGGAGUAUGACUCCCACCCGAUCCCGUUUCUCGAGAACGGAUACAAUAUGGCGCUGGAGAAGGCCCACCGCGACUUGAAGUUCCUCCUGGUCGUUCUUCUGGCCCCAGAGCACGAUGAUACGAAUAGCUGGGUCCGUGAUACUCUGCUGGCACCAGAAGUGUUGGAGUUCAUCAAUGACCCUCAGAACAACAUGUUAGUAUGGGGAGGUAACGUCCAGGACUCCGAGGCCUACCAGGUAGCCAACUCGUUGCGCGUGACGAAAUUCCCGUUCGCAGCCGUUGUCGUCCACACCCCGAAUGUCUCAUCCACCGCUAUGUCAGUUGUGGGCAGAAUCGCAGGAAUCACUUCGUCCUCCGAGGUCGUGAACAAGCUCCGGGCUGUCGCUACCUCCCACCAAGAACCAAUUGAACGGCUGCGCUCCUCUCGCGCUGAACAGCAAGCGUCGCGCAGCCUUCGGGAAGAACAAGACUCGGCCUAUGAGCGGUCGCUGGCGAUCGACCGAGAGCGAGCGCGUCAGCGACGGGAGGCCGAGGCAGCGCGUCACCGUGAAGAACAGGAAGCCGCCGGCCGCCAGGCGGCAGAGGAGCGGCGGCGCCGUGACCUCGCUCAGUGGAAGGUUUGGCGCGCACAGUCCCUUCGCGCCGAGCCUGGACCCGAUGUCAAGGAUGCGGUGCGGAUCAGUGUGCGGCUCCCUUCCGGUGAACGGAUCAUGCGCAAGUUCGCCCCGGAUGCGGACAUGGACGAGCUCUAUGCGGUCGUGGAGUGCUACGAGGUUUUACAGGAUGCAGACCAACCCCAGGCAACCGAGCCGGUGGGGUUCGAGCAUCAUUACGCAUUCCAAUUGGUUUCCCCGAUGCCCCGGACAGUGUACCCCGUGGAGGAAGGCGGUUCCAUCGGAGAGAAGAUCGGCCGUGGUGGGAAUCUGCUGGUGGAGCCUAUUGAGGAGGAUGAAGACGAGGAUGGGGCAUCUGAUAUGUCCUAG
Molecule: messenger RNA, 1545 nt
Organism: Penicillium nucicola
Lineage: Eukaryota; Fungi; Ascomycota; Eurotiomycetes; Eurotiales; Aspergillaceae
Product: clathrin-mediated endocytosis regulator UBX3
Exons: 2
Coding region: 1-1545 (514 amino acids)
Cellular component (GO): endoplasmic reticulum
Molecular function (GO): ubiquitin binding
Source: RefSeq, a predicted model, not a curated record